ACGGUAUUGAUUAAAGAUGUUAUAUCUAUAGAGAGCAAAUUCGGCACUGAAACCUGACUUGCAGUGGGUAUUCAGUGUAAGAGGAAUGUCUUUGAGCAGUGAUAUUGUUAGAGAAAUUUUAAAGAGAGUGGAUGGCAUCACACUUGCAAGCGCAGAAUGUUCCAGCUCUGAUGUGCGGUCUGUUAUAAAGGAACAAGGCCUAUGGGAGGAUGCCUGCUCCUCUCUUUGGCCUUCCACAGCAAACCAUGAGGUUAAACAAUUGAUCUUUUCCAUGGGUGGAUUCAACAAGUUUUAUGCAGAUUGUUUUCCACUCAUCAAUGUCUCCAAACAGCUUAUUGUCAAUUCCAGGAAAGAUUGUCAAGAAAUUCUCAAUCCUUUGGAUGAAGAUGAUGACAGAGAGGAGAUUGACGAUGCAGUUUUUCUCUCUGAUUUUGUCUCGGUUGUAGACAUUCAUUACAACAGUGAAGCAUUUUAUUCUAAAAUUGUGUGGGAAAUUCCAGCUGCAGAUGAUAUCAUAGAUUGCAGGUCGUCCACUAUCUUUCCAUUGGUGAUUAAUCUUCCUUGUGACUCUGAUGGCACUCUCUUUGCAGUUUCCACUAAUGGGGAGGAAGAUGUAGAGAGAAUCAUAUUUUCAGCUAACCUGAGGCUCAGUUGGAUUCUCAUCAACAGAAGAACAAAGAACGCUGUAAAUCUUUCUAGUUGGAGGCCUCUGGAAGCACAGAAGCAUAAUUGGGGUUGUAAUAAUGAUUUCACAAUUAGGUUUGGAUCCAUUCUACCUGCUCAUGGUAGUUUGCCUUUAAAGUUAGCUGCAUGUAAUAUUGUGGUUAAAGGCACAGUAAGUGUGGGUCAGGAGGGUAAUGAUUUGCAGAUAACUGGGGUUAGCAUGCAGCUGGAGGACAUGAUGGGCUGUCAAGUGAAUGCAAGAGAUGGUCUUUUUGUUUUGCAGAGAGCAGUGGAGUGUGGCAAAAGGAGUAAGAACCAUGAUCAAGUAAUACAGAAUUAUUAUGAUGUUUUGGAAAUACAGAACGAUUUGAUGGAAGAAAAUUUGGGAGCUAAAAGUCAUAUGGAUCCCCUUUGCAUGUUACUUUUAAUUGGAGUAGCAAUUCUCUCUUGGUACUAUUUUCUUAAGACAUAACUGGGAUAUCGAGGGGCUACGUUUCAUGUUUGUAUGAUCAUAUUUACCCUUUUUUAUGGGCAUAGAAUACAAUCAACAAUAUGUAAACUCAGUAUCCUCUAUAAAGGGGAAAUUUGAGGUUCAGAAAUUGUAAAGGAAGUGUAACACCAAAAUAUAGAUGAUAUAUAAAU
This is a messenger RNA of Cryptomeria japonica (Japanese cedar), 1305 nucleotides long. Its product is annotated as F-box protein At2g27310. The transcript has a single exon. Bases 86 to 1135 code for a protein of 349 amino acids. Gene Ontology annotation, molecular function: protein binding. The record is from RefSeq and is a predicted model, not a curated record. NCBI's taxonomy places the organism in Eukaryota, Viridiplantae, Streptophyta, Pinopsida, Cupressales, Cupressaceae.